CACGGAAACUCCUGCUUUCCCUAUAUCACUCUCUUCUGCCCUCCCCAAACCCCUUUGCAAUAGGGCAAGAUGAUUGACGAAAACCUGCCAACGUUCUUCUUGAAGAACAAUUCGCAGACCCCUCAACAGAGUACAAUCUACCAUCGCCAGUAUGGAAAUGAAGCGGAACCGGCAUAUACCCUCAGAUAUCUCGAUCCGACAGCCAUCACGUCACAAAACCGCUAUGGCGUCGCCCUCUACGACCCCUACGUUCCGGACAUCGUCUACGGCGAAGUCGCCGUGAGUCCUGAAUGGACACAACCAAGCUUAUCAGCAGAUACAAUUCGAGCCAACGGUGGCACCGCCCCACCUCCAGAGCCUAUCCUUCCCACGGAGUUCGCUAUCCAGCUAUACAACCCCGAUCAGCAAAUCGUGAUCCGUCACCAGCCUAAAACGUGGAACAAACCAGCGCGAUGGGAGUUCGAGAUGCCACAGCGCUCAUUCCGAGUCCCGUCAUCUUCUACACUAGAUCGGACGCAGAGUGAUCCCGCAGCAGCAGAUAUUACCCCAAAGCUGCGCUUCAGCUGGCGCAAAGACGGGAAACUUUCCAAGGAUCUCUCAUGCUUGCUUCAUGGAAAAACCACCUCGGUUGCGGAGACCAAGAACAAGAGUCGUGAGCCAGAUAUUACGGUGGCUCUAUUCCAGGGCCUAAAAGAGUUGACGCUCUACGAACCGAAUCUAUACCGCGUGGAGAUGGAGGACUUCAAGGGCUUAGAGGUCGUGUUGUUACUCGCGGCGGUAGCUAUCCGCGAUAUUUUCUUCGGUCCAGCCAAGGAAGCCUUCCACAUCGUCCCCGGUGGCACAACUGUAGUGAACAGCAGACCGCAGGCGGCUGUCCCUGCUCGCAAGAGCCCGAAGGCGCAAGCUACAGGCGCUAUCCCAGCCCGCAAGCCCGAACCACCCCGAUCCUCAAUUGCAAACCCCCAAUCCCCUGCGCCGCAGGUACGGCGAAAACAGGACGAACUGGCGGCACAAGAGGAGCGCAAAACACAAGAACUGCUUGCAGCGGAGCGAAGACAGCAGGAAAAUGUACGACGUCGGAAAGAGGUCGAAUUGGACAGCGAGACGAAACGUCUACAAAAGCUCUAUGGACAAGAGGAGCAGCGAGUUCGACUGCACCGCCCCAAUCCAACUCCUUCCUCACGACCAAGUCCCUCCUCACGACCAAAUCUUCCGCUUCGUCCCAGCGGGCCAUACAACUCGCAUCAAUACUCCCAGUCUCACUCCCAUGUGGCAUCUCGACCCCCGCCCCAACCUGGCCGCCAUCCUCGUCCGCAAUCAUAUUACCCCCAAAGCCAACCGGCUCCUACUGUCGCAAAUAGCCCAUACCUUCAGCAUCCUGCUCGCCCUGACCCUCGAUCACAAUCUACCGUCAGCUUUGCCCAGCCUCGCCCACAGUCUACUGUGGGGCUUUACCAGGUACCUGCUAGUACUGGGGCUUUGCCAGCAGGACAGCCACCUCGUCCUCAGCUUCAACCCAAGAAAAGCAGCUUCUUUGGCUUUAGGCGGAAGGAGGAGGGCAGCACUCCGAAUAAGUUGGAUAAAAAGCGGAGUUCCAUGUUUUGA
Messenger RNA from Penicillium pulvis, 1605 nucleotides. RefSeq lists its product as uncharacterized. The record is from RefSeq and is a predicted model, not a curated record. NCBI's taxonomy places the organism in Eukaryota, Fungi, Ascomycota, Eurotiomycetes, Eurotiales, Aspergillaceae. Bases 70 to 1605 code for a protein of 511 amino acids. The transcript has 2 exons.